Messenger RNA from Grosmannia clavigera kw1407, 981 nucleotides. RefSeq names its product decarboxylase. The coding region runs from base 1 to 981 and encodes 326 amino acids. The transcript has 6 exons. NCBI's taxonomy places the organism in Eukaryota, Fungi, Ascomycota, Sordariomycetes, Ophiostomatales, Ophiostomataceae. The record is from RefSeq and is a predicted model, not a curated record.
AUGGACGUGGUAUUCCGUAACCUGGCUGGUGGUCGGGGCGAGAUUGGCUCUUGGAGGAAGCUGCAGUCCGAUGAUAUGCUCAUGCUCUUCGCCAUGGUGACGGAUACGAUCCUGAUGGCCUGCAUCAACCUCGUCGCUACCACCAGCAGCAACCUGAUCAACCCUAACGAUACCACCCCGCUUACGCCCCAGAACAUCAGGGAGCGGGUUCGCGGCUCGAAGUUUGUCCUGGUCGUCGAAGAGAUGCAGAUCCUCACCACCUGGACCGUGAAGCUCUGUCUUCUCAUCCUGUACCACCGUCUGACCAUGAGCUUGAGACAAAACUUGGCUGUCAAGAUUGUCGCCGGCUACGUCAUCGGAGGCUUCAUACUUAUGGAGGUCCUGUACCUCGGUGUCUGGUGUCGGCCAUUUCACGAGUACUGGGCCGUUCCUACCGAUAGCACAACACAUCAUCUCAUUACCAACGCCGUCCUCAAUAUCUCCUCCGACAUCAUGAUCAUCUUGAUCCCAAUGCCCGUCUUCCUCAAGGCCGGCAUCUCUACCAAAAAGAAGAUCAUUCUUUGCAGCGUCUUCACCAUUGGCUUUUUUACUAUAAUUUCUGCCAUUCUCAACAAAUACUAUUCCUUCCACGACCCCUUUGGGUCCGCCUGGGUGUUCUGGUACAUCCGCGAGUCAUCGACCGCUCUUAUCACGGCCAAUCUCUCACAAACCUGGACGCUCGCACGGAGGGUCCUGAAUUUGACCUCCUUCUCGGAGAACUCGUCCAUUUCGCGCUAUGGACCAAGUACGGGCUUCCGAUCGAGAACCUUGCCCAGUCAUGUCCAAAUCUCUGCCGUCAGAGGCGAAGACUCUAUGCUGGACCGCUCAAAUAGCCAAGAGCGAAUCAACCAGGACUACCCCGUGCCGCUCAAGAUCUACCAACGUCGGGAAGUCGUGAUAGAGUACCCGAAGGAGGACGGCGAAUCUUCUUUUGGCCACUGA